AUGUCGGCAGCAGGUCCAGAUGAAACGUGGAGCAAGUGCGGGGCUUGCGGGCGACGCGAGCACAACGCGAUCUUCGUCGAGCGAGACAGACGGCGCAAGUGCGGCAGGCAAGUGGAGCUCUUCAAGCCGAAGAAGCCCGCCAGCGCCGGCACCGCGCGGUCCAACGAGCUGAAGAACGAUCCCCUGCUGAAGAAGCUGCUGAGCGACGAGAUCGCCAAGCCCCAGACGCCCCAGGCCACGCCUCCUCAGAGCCAGGGGGAGGCGCUGCGGCGCGCCUCAGGAGCGUGGAGGGAUGCGUCGCUCAAGCACGACCAGGCGAUCAACGCAGCGGUCAAGGUGCAGGCGGCCUGGCACCUGGCGGCGCAGGGCAUGGCCGCGAAGAAGGGCCUCGUCGGCUGCAGCGAGGCUUCGAAGGAGGAAGUGAAGGGGGUACUCUUCGAAGUGAGGGGCUGCGCAGCGCGCAAGCACUCGCAGGUCAAGUCCUGGAACGAGAGGGCGACGGCCCUGCGGGCCAAGAUCGACCAGCGGCUCAGCAAGAAGAGGCGGCAGGACGGCGACGACGCGGUCGCGGGCGGCGGGCGCGCCGCGGGCGGCAGCGGCGGCGCUGCUGCAGGCGCCUCAGGCGCGAGCGGCGGCCCGGCGGCCCCAGCGGCAGGGGCGGCGGCGCGUGGCGCCGCAGGCGGCGUCGCCAAGGCCGACGCCGCCAGCGCCGAGGCGCAGCGCGCGCAGGAGGCUGCCGACCGCAUCAGCGCGGCCAAGCUUGCGGCGGCGCGCGCGGCGAAGCAGGCGCAUGAGGUUGCCGCGCAGACGGCCGCGGCGGCGGCUG
Molecule: messenger RNA, 826 nt
Organism: Prorocentrum cordatum
Lineage: Eukaryota; Dinophyceae; Prorocentrales; Prorocentraceae
Source: the annotation of a GenBank genome assembly